AUGUCUACUACAACCUAGGAUCAGACCCCUGAGAGUUCGCCAGCUCAAAAUAAAAUAGCUCUCGAAAAAAAGAAACUUAAGGUCCUUAAAAAUGCCCUUAAGCAAGAGAGACAGGAGCGUGUUCUUGUAGAAAAAGAGCUAGAAGUAGCAUAGAAAAAUAUAGAGGCACUGAAAGUCUAAUUAAAUGAUAAGGAAUAAAGAUAUUUGUAACUAUAUCAAGAAAGUGUGAAUCUUCAGGAAGCCUUAGUAAGAGAAUCCAAAGGUGGGAACAUAUAAAAGUCAAAGACACAGGGUCCAAAGGCGCCUUUGCUAUUUACAAAUCCACCUACAAAAAAGCAAAGUGAAUAAGCUAUCUUGGAUUAGAAAGGAGCUAACUCUGAGACAUUAGAUAUGUUGAAUGCUAAAAUUAGGGGCUUAGAGGAGGGAUACCGUAUCAAGGAUGAAGACUACAAUGUAUUAAAAAGGAAAGUAGAUGAAUAAGUAGCUGAAAACAAUCAUAUAAGACAGCUGUACGAUGCCAAAAUUAUAGAAUUAAUAUAAGAGAGAGAUUUCUUUGCGCAUGAAGUAGAGGCUAAAGAUAAAGAAAUCCAGAGUAUGAAAGAGCAAUAUAAAGGGGAAUUAGAAAAAUAAACCAAUUAACAUCAAUGCUAAGUCAAGCAGCUAUAAGAUGAAAAUGAAGACUUAAUUAAGCAGAGGAACCAAGAGAUGGAUAGAAAUCUCAAGAUAGAGGAAACUAUCGAUGAGAAAAACGAUAAAAUACUCUAGCUAGAGAAAGAACUAUAGAGAAAAGUCGAUGAGGUCAAUUUAAGAAAAGAGAUUAUCGAAUCUAUGCAAGAAAGUUUGAUGCGACACGAAAAAGAGAGUGCCGAACUUGCCUCAAAGUUAGUUCUAAUGAAAAACCAAAUAAUGGAGCAUAACGUUGGAAGAAGUCUCUAAAGAAAAUUUGCUGGAGUCAAAUCAGGAGCUUUGAAAGGAAUACCAGUUGUUGUAAGUUUACCCUACAAUUAUCCUAUGUUCCAUAUUUUAACAAUCUCUCUAUAGUUUGAAUUCAGAGAAGACAUUAACCAAAACUAUUUUCUGUUAAUUGAUAGCAAAUCUUUCUCUCUAAGUAUUAACUUUGAAGAUUUAGACUUCAUCGGAGAGAAUAAGGAGGGAAAGCUUCAGAUCGUCUACUUCGUAUCAAGCAAGGAUAGCAAUUAGGCUAAUUUCAAGAAGUAGAGCGAGAUCUAUGAGUGCUGCGAAAAUGAAGAGAUGAUACAAACUUACUAAAACAUAAGAAAUUAAGUGCAAAUCAAUGAGACACGAGGCCACAGAUUCACUCAAUCAUUUUCUGGUAAUAGUUUUCAUUCAAAGUCUAUGAGUCCCCUAAAGAAAGGAAAGAAAACUAUCUCAGAGUUUUGA
Messenger RNA from Stylonychia lemnae, 1401 nucleotides. Lineage: Eukaryota; Ciliophora; Spirotrichea; Sporadotrichida; Oxytrichidae. The record is from the annotation of a GenBank genome assembly.